AAUAACUGUUCAAUACAGAAGGCACAUCUCUAAGUGCCCGCGUUUCGCGCUGAAUGACAAACAAAACAGCUGUUUUCGUUUUUUUCAUCGAAUUAAAGAGCUAAAUAAAAAUGGUUGCCGGCGGCGCAUCAGAUACGGGCGGCGUUAAGCCCAUGGUCAUCGCGGGCCGCAUGGUCCGCGAACGCGAGCGCCUCAUCGGCAUGACGCCCGAGGAGCGUGCCUGGCGCAAGCAAUGGCUGAAGGACCAGGAGUUGCCCCAUGGGCCGCGCAAGGUGCCCGCCCUGGAGCUGGAGCUGAACAAUCCCAUCAGGCGUUUCUAUCGCGCACCCUUGGACAAGGUUUGCAGCGUUUUGACGCCGGCGCUGGGCUUCCAACGCGCCUACACGGUGCGCUACUGGACCGGCAAGGCGCUGAUUGCGCUGACCGGCAUCUAUGCCGCCGCCUACUACUUCAAAUAUAAUCAGAACGAUUGGACGCGCAAGGGCGGCUGGCGUGUGAUAUCGUCGCGCAAGGCGUGCGUGCCCGGCGACGAGGGCUAUCCCCGUGUCUCGGAUCGCUCGGCGCCCGCCGACUAUGCGGCGCGCGGCUUCAAGCAGUCCCCGAUCUAGGAACGAGCUCCAGCUGCCCGUUAGAAACCUCUUUGAAUUAAUGUUAGCAACAAUCAACAAUUCGCAAUAAACAUGGAACACACACACGCACGCAA
Molecule: messenger RNA, 703 nt
Organism: Drosophila virilis
Lineage: Eukaryota; Metazoa; Arthropoda; Insecta; Diptera; Drosophilidae
Gene: ND-B17
Product: NADH dehydrogenase (ubiquinone) B17 subunit
Biological process (GO): mitochondrial electron transport, NADH to ubiquinone
Source: RefSeq, a predicted model, not a curated record